CUAUCCGUCCGUCUGUCCGUCUGUGCGUGCGUGCGUCCGUGCGUCUGUCCGUUCGUGCGCGUCGAAGUUCGGAGUUCGGAGUGUGAUCUGUCGGAAUAUGGCGUUUGUUUCGUACGUUAUCGCAUCGCCGCGGGACACCGCGGCUCGCCGCAGCUGAACGUCCGUUCGCCGCUGCGCUCGACGGUCCCGCUCCGAAGUAGCCUCGCCGUACGCAAACCUCGUCGAUGCCCCGUGGCUCGGCCCGGUCGCGGCACCCCCGUCGAGAGCGCGCGCGGCGCUCGGCCACUCACAAUCGCGCACGGGCACGAGGAUAAGAUUGCGUCAUUAUCGCCUGGAUCCCCCUGAGAUGCCGAAGAGGUAUCACGAGACGAGCGCACAAUGACGUCCCGCAGUUACACCAAGUCCUACAGCCGCAAGGUCAGCAGUGUAACGCCCGGUAGCAUCCAGUUCGACCUCUUCCGGGAGAACAGCAAUCGGCCGUCGGCCGCCAAGUCCGCGGGCACUGUCGGCAAAUGGGGUAUAACAUCCUUCACGUCUAUCAGGAGCACGAAUAUCAACGGAAGAAGAGAUGAUAUACAUAAUACAUUCGGCGCGAAGAAAAUGAAACUCGAUUAUGGCAAUCAGAAUCGCGUAAAUCCUGGAAAGGAUCCCUUCUCUUUCGAGACUGAUCCGGACAACAAGACGGAUGCAUCUCCGGCAGUCGUUAAGCCGAAGAAGUUUUUCAAGAGUCGGAAUGUACCGUCUGUUGUAGAAGAAUCUCGCCAGAAUGUGGCAAUUUACAGACAAGUACCUGAUUCACAAUAUGGACGAACUCGUGUCCCGAAGCAACCCCCGCAACAGCAGCAACAACAACAGCAGCAGCAGGCUGUAUCAAAAGCGUCACAUGUUUCAGUUAAGAAAGUAGUAGAAAGUUUAGAUAGUACACCUGAUAUUCCCAGUCGGGAGGAGAGCAAACCGCCAAUCGUGCUAAGAAUAUGCAAAGGUACGGCACGAUUGGUUUGUGGGGACGUGCAUCAGGAACCUCAGGAACCAGAGACGGAUACCUACAGAAUUUCCACUCUUCUUGCUAGUCCCUCAAAAGUAGACAUCGAACGUAAGGUCAAUACAGAGACGUCGCUCAAAUCCGAUCAUAGAUCCCUACGCGUGCAUCAACCUGUUGUUUCCACUGUGUCAAUUCCAUUGGAGAAUUCGGACAUGAGAAGGACCACUCGCAGUCGCGCCAAGAAUCUGCACUUGGAUCCAACGGCAACGACUUCCGUCGUGGCGCCGUCGGCAACCCCAGUCACUCCCAAUUCGCACGGUUCCGGCCUCUCUCUAACGUUGAGAAAAUCAAUGACAGACUCCAAUAACACCCUUAUCUCUCAUUACGAUAUUGUUAAGACUGAUUGCAGCUCAAUGUAUUCCUCUAAACCGACGAUCGAACCAUUGAUCGGGCGUGAUCAACCACUGCCAACCACCACUCAAGAGCUGAUCGAUAUAUUAUCGAGUGAUUCCGACACAAGACCACCACCGCCACCAACAUCACCAAUAGCACCAUUACCCCAAACACCAUCACCGGCACAGGCCGUCAACGCGGAUGACAAUGACAAUAUGGAAAAUGUGGAAGAGGCAACGCCAGAGAGCAUUGCGAAUCAAGUAGAACAAUAUUGUUCCAUAGAUAUCCCGACCAAUGAAGCUGAACCUGUUGCGGUCGCACAACAGUCCGAACCGAAACCGGAGGUAGAGCCUGAUCCUGAAUCAGAGCCGGAACUACCAAUAAUCCGUGGAACCACUGACUCCACUUCUACCGUCGAGAUCGCGGCCAAGACUCUGGUGGAUCAGGAUUGGUUUUCGGGCAGUGACGACAGUGAAGGUGCUGGGAAUGUCGAGAGUGAAAUACCAUUGCACGUGACGAGUACGGUCUCGGAAUCGCAGACUUCCGAUCCACCGUCGACGAGUGUUUCGUCGACCAAGCCAGCCGCUAAGAAAGGUAGUAUCUUCAAAAGUCGUUCAACGGGUGCGACGAAUGGAAAUAAGAGACGGGCAUUGUACAAGCAUAAGUGGUGUGAUAGCGACAAAGAAUCCACUGCUACGGAUACGCCUAACACCGGCAACAGCACGCCAACUACUGCCUCUGGUUCCAGCAGUACUGGACCGGUGGCGUACGAGGAGGAGUUCAAUCCCUCGCAGUUGACAAGAGUCGUGACUUAUCCCACGGUUGAUGCGGACUUCGAGGAUGAAACUGAUGCGAUCACGAGUAUUCGCUGUGGUAAAAAAGUUAAAGGGUUCUAUACGGUAGUAAAAAAUGUAAAGAAAGCUCAUCAAAUACAAGAAAGUGGAGAAUUUCAAGAGUUUAAUGACGAUGUGGAAUAUAUCUUGGACACUCUGAGAGAAAAUAAUCCGAAUGCUACUCGUUGCCUUUCAGCCAUACGAUUAGCAAGUAAAUGUAUGGCUCCUGCAUUUCGUAUGCACGUGCGUGCUCAUGGAACUGUUGCCAAGUUUUUUAAAGCUCUUCAUGAUGCAACUAAAGAUCAGAGUCUUGGUUUAUGCACAGCUACAGUAAUGUUUGUAUUAAGUCAAGACCGUCUAGCUAUGGAUCUUGAUCGCGAUUGUUUGGAAUUAAUGUUAAGUCUAUUAGAAUCUGAUGCGAGCCAUAAAGAUGCUCUUGAUGAUUGUGGUCUCAGUCAUGCUGAAUUGCUGAAAAAUAAAGAAAAAGUGCGUCAGUUAUGUGCUGAUAUACAAGCUCAAGGACAUGCCAAGCAUUUGAAUCUAGAUAAUAUUACUGUUGGUCAACUCGCGAUGGAAACACUUUUGAGUCUUACAUCGAAGCGUGCUGGAGAAUGGUUCAAAGAAGAGUUACGAGAAUUAGGUGGCUUGGAACAUAUUGUAAAGACGAUUCGAGAAUGUCACCGUCAUAUUAACGGCCAGAAUGUUUUAAUAUCUGGCUGGACAGAUCCUUUAUUAGACAAAUUACGUAAAGUUGACAGAUGUUUACGCGUCUUAGAAAAUGUAACUCAUAUGAAUGAAGAAAAUCAAGUGUAUUUAUUAAAAUAUGAGGAAGGGGUAUUAGUAAGCACGUUAGCUAGUUUAUAUCACCUGUGUGGGCGAGAAAUUCCCGUUUAUCCAACAACAGAUCCGAGUGAUAAAAGUUCCAUUGGUGCUGUUGUUAGAGAAUGUCUUUUUGCAAUUAUUAAAGUUCUUAUCAAUCUAACCCAUCGAUUUAACGGACAAUCUUUUGGUAGUAAAUCAGUCGGCGCACAAGUUGGCGUUUUGGAUUGUAGUUUGUUUCUUUUAUUACGUGUGCCUGAAUCACUCCCAGAAGAAAAACGAUUUGACAUGAUGAUGUUGGCAUUAAUCUUGUUGAUAAAUUUAGUAGAGCAGUGUGACGAUAAUAAGCAACUUCUUAUCGAAUCGAAAACACCUCCAUCGUCGGAGAAUAUUUUCGAUAUGGAAGAAAGUGGCGUAGCAUCGUUAAUCGAUUUAUUUUACAAGCAAGAGGAACUUGCGCGCGCUGAAGAACAAAAAACAGACGCAAUUCUAGACGGAAAGAAAGAUUCUGAGCAAACAGAAACAGUAUCGACCACUACUAAAUCUCAGGAAGAAUUUAUUGAAGAGACCGUUACAAAAUUGUUACAAAAAGCUGGACGACAUAUGGAACAUACAUUGAUUGGAGCAUAUGUAGUGCUGUUACUUGGAUACUUAAUAAUGGAUAACAAAGAGUACGAGUCACUAGUACGAAGUAGACUACCAGACAAGAACUUCGCCACUAUGAUAUCUGUACUUCAAAAAUUCUUCAAUUUCAUGAAUCUAACGGCAUCGAACGAAGUAAGUAGUUGCGGAAUCGCUGCUACCGAGAAAGUAAUCAAGUUCCUAAAAAUGUCAGAUGCCAGAAUCGAGGAAGAGAAGAAUGAGUUACCAUUACCAGCAUUAGAGGACACCAACACGAUGCUUGACUUAACUUCAUCUUGAUCAAUAUGUUAUGCACGCACCUGACAGCAUUUCUUUCAUCUGGCAUACAUGAAGAGCCAAAGUUGUAUUUGUCCGACAGAAAAAAAAUUCUUUUUAUUCAAUAUGGAUGGACUUGUUUCAUAUUCAUGUAUUUUGAUACAUAUUUAUUCACUUACGUAAUUUAUUGCUGUAGGUUUCAUUAUUAUUACCGAUUCGUCUUAUUUCCUUAUUUACGAAAGUUAGCGUUAUGUCUUAGUUUUAUAAAUUUAAAAUAAGAUAGCUUUGAAUUGUAGGGACACAUCUUGUAAUUAUAAUUGCAGGGCACUUAUCACAAUUAUAUCGUUACUGUCUACACGGUAUCGCUGAUGAUUCAAAGUAACAAUCACCUUUUUUUUUCAAGUUGAGAGAUUGUCAAGAAGAGUUAAUAAUAUGAUAAACUUCUUGUCAGCCUACUCAAUUUACUUUCUGUAUAUGAAAUCUUAAUAUUGUACAAUCAAUUUUUUAAAUUAUACCCUUAUUUUAAAGUUUAAUUGAUCGAUGGCAUAGUUACAUUAAAUGUAACUCGCUGAAAUUCAACGUAACAUUUUCGUUUUCUUGAUUCUUUUUUUUUAAUGUGUGUAAGAUUAUUUUAAUGUUAAAAUGAUAUGAUAUAAGCCUUGUAAAUGUAAAUUUAUAAAUUAUAAUUGUAUCUUAUAUCUGCAGUUUCGAAUUAUUGGAUCCCAUUAUAGUGCUAAUUACAAACAUUAUGAACAUCAUUACAAACAUCAGUGCAUUGCACCGCGAUGCGAAAUAUUCUCACGCGUUCUAUACAGUAUAUAAAAAUUUAACUCGAGGAGAUACGCACGUAAUAUGUUGUUAUAUUUGUAGUAAAAUCGCCGAAGGCGCAAUACGAAGAAUCUAUAUGUAGAAUAAAAUACUUUUUUUAAACAUA
Molecule: messenger RNA, 4858 nt
Organism: Pogonomyrmex barbatus (red harvester ant)
Lineage: Eukaryota; Metazoa; Arthropoda; Insecta; Hymenoptera; Formicidae
Gene: wapl
Product: cohesin release factor wings apart-like
Source: RefSeq, a predicted model, not a curated record